AUGCAGCCUGACUGUGAGCCGGACACCGCUACGGAGGCACACAAUGUCGUGCCUGCCGGGGAGUCCCCUCCACUCGCGCCACCGGAAGCAAACACUCCCACGGCUUCCGCGACCCGCCGGAACCAACGUCUCCGUCAACUGAAACAACGAAUGAACCAGGCACGGCAACUCAAUCAACAGGCUGUCCAAUCGGAAGGACAGCAUCUGGGAUCGAACGGAGUUGCCGAGUCGCAACGCGUCACGGCGGUUCCGGAACAAGCGGUGGACGCGGUACGCCGGGCGGAAGCCCAGGCCGCCACGGCGGAACGCCAACGCUUUCACGUCAACGAUUACCACAAUCCGCAAGGGCAACAUCGCAAUUACGAACGCAGUUUGCGGAGUUUGCCGUCCGCUCACCGAGGGAAUGUGGGUGUGGACGUGCCGUUGUCGACGACGACGACGACCUACGAUCCACUCGAGACCGCCGUGGACCAUCCGGAACGGGAACGACUCGGUGCACAGCGACUCGCGAACGAACUGCAACGGCGGAUCGAAAAACGACAAAAACGGGACCGGAAACGCAAGGAAAAGGAAGACAACGCACCGGACGAUGAAGACGUCGGCUACAUUAACAAACGCAACAAGCAUUUCAACGAAAAAAUCAAACGCAACUACGAACAACACACGGCUGAAAUACGACAAAACUUGGAGCGUGGGACCGCACUGUAG
Messenger RNA from Phaeodactylum tricornutum CCAP 1055/1, 708 nucleotides. RefSeq lists its product with no specific name. NCBI's taxonomy places the organism in Eukaryota, Bacillariophyta, Bacillariophyceae, Surirellales, Neidiaceae. The record is from RefSeq and is a predicted model, not a curated record. Bases 1 to 708 code for a protein of 235 amino acids. The transcript has a single exon. Gene Ontology annotation, cellular component: post-mRNA release spliceosomal complex; catalytic step 2 spliceosome; Prp19 complex.